AUGGUGGACCCUGUGCCGGAAGAGGAGAAGGAGGGAGCCGAGCCUGAAGGUUCAGGAGGGGACGGCGCUGCCGCGUCCGUGCCCCCUGACGCCCAGGGCGCCCAGCAGCCCGCCGCCUCCUCGGCCUCGGCCUCCGCGGCGGCGCCCCGCAAGGCUGAAGUCCCGAGCGUAGCGGAAGAAGGCGGGCGGCGGGAGCAGUCUCCACUGCUGCAUCUCGACCUCUUCAACUUCGACUGUCCGGAGGCCGAGGGCAGCCGCUACGUGCUGACCAGCCCUCGCUCGCUGGAGGCCUGCGCUCGCUGCGCCGUCAAGCCAGUGGAGCUGCUGCCAAGGGCCCUGGCCGACCUGGUGCGCGAGGCCCCGGGCCGCUCCAUGAGAGUGGCCACCGGCCUGUACGAGGCCUACGAAGCGGAGCGACGCGCCAAGCUGCAGCAGUGCCGGGCCGAGCGCGAGCGCAUCGUGCGCGAGGAGAAACGGCGCCUCUUCACGCCACUGGGCCAGGCGGCCGCCGCCGCCUCGGGCGCCAGCGCGGGCGGCAGCAGCAGCAGCUGCAGCAGCGCCAGCCUCCCGGCCUCGCCCGCGCCGCGUGCCGCCCGCAAGGCCUCCUCCAGCCCGUCCCCUGCUCGGACGCAACCUCCGCCCGCGGGUUCGCGGGCAGGUAGGAAGAGCCACUCGCUAGACUCGCUGUCCCGCCGGCGCGAGGGCGCCCUCAGCUCCGAGUCCGGCGCGUCGUCGUCGUCCUACAGCGGGGAGAGCCUGCGGGAGCUGCGCUGGCCUCCGCGGGCCUCGGCCAGGAACAGCUGCCCAGCGGGCUCCGCGUCCUCCGCCCCCAACCCUCUGGGCCGCCCAUCUGCCCUGGCCCUGGUGCCGCUCACCGGCCGCAGCUUCAGCCUGGGCGACCUGAGCCACUCGCCGCAGACGGCUCAGCACGUGGAGCGCAUAGUGCGCCAAGUGCGCGCCGAGCGGGGCCUGCGGGGAGUGCCGGAGCGCGACCGCAAGAUCGCGGCGCUGAUGCUGGCGCGCCACCAGGAGGAGCGCCUGCUGCUGGAGCAGCGCGCCGCGGCCCACGGCCAAUGGGAGCAGCAGCGCGUGCGCGCCGAGCAGCGGCGGGAACGCGAGGAGCGGGAGAAGCAGCGCGCGCUGGAGCAGGGCCGCCGGGCCUGGGCGGCGCAGGUGGAGGAGCGGCGCGGCCGCCGGGGGCGCGAGGAGCUCGAGGCGGCGCGACGACGGCAGCGGCAGUGCGAGCGCAGCGAGGAGCGGCGGCGGGAGCUGGCGGAGCGUCAGGGCCUGCUGCGGCGGGAGCGGGCGGAGCGCGCGGCCCGGGAGGAUAGGCUGCGCAAGCUGCAGCAGGAACAGAACCUGAAGCAGCGGGAGGAGGGCCUGCAGGAAGGGCGCGAGCGGGCCGAACAGGCCCGCCGGGAGCGCGCCCAGCGCGCGGCCCGCACCAAGCAGCGGCAGGAGGGCCAGCUGCAGCGGGAGAAGCGGGAGCUGAGCCGGGCCGAGCGGGCGCGCCACGAGGCGCUGCUGCAAGGCCGGGUCCGGCAGGAGCGCGCGGAGCGAGAGGGCCUGCGGAGCUCGCUGGAGGCCAGCUUGGGCCGCGCGCAGGAGAACUACGAGCAGCUGGUGGAGCAGCGCGCCCGCGAGCUGCGGGAGCGGGCCCGGCGGGAGGAGCUGCAGGGCCGGCGGGCCAAGGAGACGGCCGAGCGCAAAGAGCGCGAGCACCAGGCGCACCUGGAGGCGCUGGCCCGGGCCGGAGAGCGGCGGCUGCAACAUGCGGCGCAGGCGGCCGAGGAAGCGGUGCAGCAGAAGGCGCGGCGUGUGGGCCAGAGUCGGUUGGAAAAGGAGCGGGCCCAGCGCGCCAAUAAGGAGAAGGUGGAGAGGGACGAAGACUGCCGCCGGCGGGAGCUACUGCAGGCCAUCGGGCGCAAGCUGGAGCGCAGCGAGCAGCUGUCUCGGGAGCGGAGGAGCGCGCUGGAGAGCGCCCGCUCCACAGCCCGGGCCUCCUUCCACGUGCGGGAGAAGGUGCGAGAGGAAACCAACACGCGCUCCUUUGACCGCAUGGUGCGGGAAGCCCAGCUGCACGCCAACCUGGACCGCAAAUGA
Panthera uncia (snow leopard) is the source of this 2103-nucleotide messenger RNA. RefSeq names its product coiled-coil domain containing 177 (gene CCDC177). Lineage: Eukaryota; Metazoa; Chordata; Mammalia; Carnivora; Felidae. Bases 1 to 2103 code for a protein of 700 amino acids. The record is from RefSeq and is a predicted model, not a curated record. The transcript has a single exon.